Molecule: messenger RNA, 1931 nt
Organism: Helicoverpa zea (corn earworm)
Lineage: Eukaryota; Metazoa; Arthropoda; Insecta; Lepidoptera; Noctuidae
Exons: 2
Coding region: 438-1415 (325 amino acids)
Source: RefSeq, a predicted model, not a curated record
UUCGUUAUCUUAUCGGUACCAAUGUCCGUACUUGUACAUUUUACAAAACUAAAAUAAUCGAUCCUUCCAAAGUUGAAAAUAAACUGUGACGUCUAUAAUCAUAUGGAAUCAUACCUACUAUAAGAUACGUUGCAUUGAACCAUAGAGUGCAAUUUCGUUUUCCCUGUACUUUGUUUAUGCACUCAGAACGUCUGUCUGGGAUUGCCCGCCCUGCGACUUUAGUCAUGCUUUCGUAUUUUUAGUCCUUACGGAGUCUUCGUUAAAUUGUGUUCAUUACUGAAGAAACCUUCGACGAUAACACUUGGCCCUACAAAUUCUACUUCAACCAUUCCUGGGCUUUCACUUGCACCAACAAGUCUACGAGACAGUCAAGCAAUCUCUUCCCUGCUCUCGGUCCGGUUUCGGAGUAACCCGCCGCGACCUGUCCCUUGCACUCCAUGAACAGGAUCCACUGGAUAAUAGUUUACAUGUUCAUAAUCAAUUUUUGUGUAACUGCAAAAGGUGGACGCGGUAGUGGGGGAGGAGGGUCACGAGGUGGCGGGCGGUCACGUGGAGGAGGAGGACGAUUUCGUGCCCAUUCGCCUGGAGGGUCUCUUAGUGGAUCUCGAAGCAGAUUACGUGCAGGAUCGCGUGUGCUUAUUUUUGGAAGACCUAUUGCAGGGUCACAUGGAGAAGAUUAUUAUGAGUCGCAUGAAGAAUCGCAUACUCAAGAGCCCCCUUCCUAUUCUCAUCUGACUAAAAGCCUUACCCAUUUCACGUACCAUCCACCCGACUACAUAAACUUCACAUGUCACAACUGCUCUUCCUCUGUACUUUAUCCAGUUUACAAGCCGAUGCUACCGACUUAUGUGUUCGCUUGCAAAGAAUCUCGCAGUAGAUACAGGGACGUACUCGCGGGCCUCUGUCUGUACAACCUAGCUCGUACCACUUUAACUGUCGGGAACUAUUCGCGUCACUACAUGCCUCGAUCCAGUGAAAGUUGUUCUCUUCAAAUCAUCGAAUUUUCACACUUUGAAGAAAUGGAAUUUCCGUGUUUCAUGAUCUCAACAUUUAUUGAACCAGCUCCAACGACGAAUGUGAACGAUUCUAGUCUGAUUGACAUAACGUUGUUACAGAUUGAUGUGUCGCCAUUUCUAAUGGAUAAUAAUUCUGCUAUAGAAGUGACUAAUGAGCAAGAGUGCGUGAUAUGGUACAACUUAACAAUUGUUAAAGAGGCACGAGUACAUCAUUUUUCUUGCGCGUUGUUGAAGGAGUAUGCGAAUAGUUUGACAGAAUCGGGCAUACCUGCUUACAUAUGGCUACCCGUACUAGUGCUUAGUGUUAUGGUAUCUUGUAUUGGUUGUGUGUGGUACCGCGAAAAAAGGUCAAAGAAGAUAAUAAGGAGUACGAAUCUGUCCAGGACAACGGUCUUCUAAAAUAUAAUUCUAAAGAAGGUGAUAAAUGAAUCUUUUGACGUAUUAGAAAGGAAAAAUCGCCAGUAAAUAAACUGUUGUAGAAAAUCUACCAGAUUACAUUUAAACGUUAUGUAUGUUUUCUUAAGAAACCUUCGGGAUUAAGAAUACUCUUACGCCAGCGGUAUAUUCUAGUCACUAAAACUUUUUGUAACCGAUUUUCUGGUAGUUUAUAUAGAACACUAUGUUAUACCUAAGCGUACCUAUAAUAUUUGAGGCUUUUAUGUUAUAAGUCGGAAUAAUGUGUAAGAACAACAUUAUUAUUUUGUUUUCUCUUAAAUAGUAAAAUAAUAUGGCAGCUGUUGGUAUGGCUAUGAAAAAUAUGUGGAAUGAAUUUAUAAUUUUCCUCUUCUGCCACUCCAGCCUGAAAAAAAUUAUGUAAAAAAAAAAUACUUAAGACUAUUACUCAUAUGAUAAAUUACUUAAUUUUAAUGACUUAUAUUUAUCUAUACAUAUAAUAAAAUGAUAAGAAAGUCAAAA